GACUGUGAGAUAUCGUGUGAUAUCAGUCGACAGAGAAUGUCAUAACAUUAUGAACUGAAACAAGCAAAGAAAGUCUGCAUAAAGUGAGUAUACCUGUCUGUGAUAAUAAGGACUGAAGCUGAACUGUGAUCUAAGCUAUCUGUACAUACGAGACCAGAAUUCGACAUUUGAAUAUAAACCAACUGUGAUACUAAAACAUCAACAAUGGCUGUCACAACAAUGCUAACAAGAGGGUCAGUGCUGUUUUUCGUGGGUGUGUUCUUUGCACUGGUGUUGAACUUCCUGCAGAUCCAGAGCGAGUCUUCAGUAGAGCUUCACUCUUUCUUUGAUGAAGUUUUACAACUGUUUGCCUCAGCUUGGUGGGUCCCGUUAGGCUGUGGAUUAGCGGCAGCUUUUAUUGGCCUGGUGUACCCUUUACUGGACAAGCGUCUUGGUGAGCCGAACAUGUGCAAGGGAGAGUGGUCCAGUGUCAUGCGCUGUGUGGCAGUGUUUGUUGGAAUCAACCAUGCUAGUGCUAAAAUUGACUUUGCCAACAACAUGCAGCUGUCUGUAUCCCUAGCUGCCAUGUCCAUUGGCCUGUGGUGGUUGUUUGACCGUUCCAAGAGUGGUUUCGGGCUUGGUGUAGGAAUAGCUGUCUUAGCCACACUUAUCACACAGCUGCUUGUUUACCAUGGAGUGUACAGGUACACGAAGGCAGAAUUUCUCUUCAUAAGAUCCUGGUUACCAUGUAUUGUGUUUUCUGGUGGAGUAACUAUGGGAAACAUUGGCAGACAGCUGGCUACAUAUGACGGUCAAGACUCUGAGGAUUCCAAGCUUAAGAAAGACUGAGAGCAUUCUUCAGACCUUGCCAACAAGAAAACAUUUAAUGAAAGAAAUACCAAAAAUGUAUUUGCCAUAUUGUGUUCAACAGCUGGCCAUAUGCACUGCUGACCAAUCAACAGCUGCUUUAAUUAGUUUCAGCUUAAUGCUGACUGUAAGCUUAGAUCUGAUUGGCCAAUUGAUGUUCAUCACCCAAAGGCUAUAUGAAAGGUUACAUCUAAUUGGUUCCCUGUCGGAACUGAUAUAGUCACUGUUGGUGAACUGAGACAGGUCAGAUUUCUUUGACCAGUUCUUUCAUCUGUAGGAGACUGUUGUCUAGUUUCUCUAUGCUAUGGAGAAGAAGCAUUUUAAGGAUGCCAAAAUGCUAUGACCAGCUGUCCCUUCUGGAAACCAUGAGCCCUGUUUCCCAAAUGGUCAAUCGCCAUUGGAAGAGAAGCAUAUUAGGAAAUAAUACUGCCACGACACAGAGUUUUUAAGUCUAUGGGAAACAGUUUAUCUGUUACCCCAAGCGAAGGAGAGGAAGUGUUUUGAGAACUAGUACUGUGUUAUAAUUACACUAUGCUAUUUCAAUAGUUUUCCUUCUGCAGAAAGAUUGUGUUCAAAUAGCCGGAGGUAUUCAUACCAAUAAGAUGUAAUAACAAAUUUCUGAGGAAUUCAAAUUUCAUAUGAUUGCACAAUUUAUUUAUUUUCUUGAGGAAAUUUUUCAAAUGUUUCGACACUCCUUUUCUUUAUAAUAGUUUUACAUAAUUUGUGUUGUGAAUUCUUCCAUUCAAUUGUAUAAAAAAAGUUUAAAUCUAUGAAAUUUCACAUUAAUUUACUUGAUGAAUGUUUGCAUUUGGAAAAAGAGUUGAUUUGUAGUACUAUACCUUAAACAGCAACUCAACAUCACACUAACUCCAUUGUAACUUGAGCAGUGUUCAACAAAUACAUGGGAUAUGUCAAGAAUCAAUCUUUGUUAUAAAUUUAUUGAGUUGAGAGCAAGACUGCAACUUGAAACACAAUCAUCAUUUGUUGAAAGUGUUCCUCAGAUAUUAAUUUAAUGUUUUAAUGUUCAAAGAAAGCAUUCCAGCUGCAGCAGCAUGUGAACUCGUAAACUUUUAUGUAUUGUAGUUAAUAUCAUAUUGUCUGAUCCAACAAUACAAUUCUCAAAAUUCACAUCUUCUCUUCACCCUUGGAAUACAUGUGAAAAGAUUAGGCUGUGAUAAAACUGAACCCACUGUACACAGAAGAUGCAAGAUAACUUAGUUUGGAAACUUUUGCAGAAAGGCUUUCAGAAUCAAGGUUAAUUAACCAUUGCCAUUGUUACCUUCAAGGGUCCAAAUAUACUGUAUAAGCAUAGGUAUUUAUCAGUUAUUUUUGCCAAUGAAAUGAGUAUCUGCAAGCAUUAGAUUUUGGUGAUGAUGUAUUCCAAGAGUGCAGUGGAGAUGUUAUCGAGUGUAGAAUCAUUGAAUUUUGAAAAUGUGUUGUGUUGACAUUUUUACAUUUUUUUUUGUUAAUUACCAAAGGGUCAACAUGGUUGGUUGAUUGCCGUUGCAGAAACUGGUACUUUGUGAUGUGCAAUCUUUUUUUUUUUUUUUGUUCUUAAGGUUCAUUAAUAUAAACCUAGGUCAGACUUGGUAGUCAGGAAAACUCAUCACGGAUGCCAAGGAGAAAGACUUUAUUCUCACAUCAUUUUAUAUUACCUCAGCAAUGUGGGAGAUAUUGUUGUUUUAUUUUUGUUCAUGUUCUAUUUUUUGUUUGUUUGGGAACAGAAGUUUUCCCGAUACCCAAUAAUUAUCUUCAUCGGGACUUUAUGCCAUUACUUAAUAUUUUACACAUAACAUAUUCAUAUAUAUACUCUCAUAUAUUUAAUGUGUGUUUGAAUAUAGCCAGUGGGGUAUAUCUGCACAAAUGUGUUUGGGUAUUCAUUUCAUGUGAAAGUUUUUUUCAUUAGACUUUGCAAAUGAGUGAUAUGUUUAAAAGUUUCAUUGUUAAGUAGAUUCUACAUGCCUCAGUGGUAGAACUAUUUUGAUGUGAAUGGGAGCACAGUUAUGUAUGUGAUUGAGAGUUGUCUCCCUUCUCGUGGUAGGUUGACUGACAAAGAGUAUUUAUAGAUCAUGGAAGUUGAAACAUAUAUGGAAUUGAAUGGCAGCUGGCAUGUGUGUUCAUGUAUGACACAUAUUGUACAUUUUAAAUUCAGUGCGAGGAAGAUUUUGUGUGGGGACUGUGAUAUUAUUAGAUUAAAUAUGUGGAGGCUCGCGAUAUCACAAAGUAUAGAUGUGUCGCUGAUGUCUGACUGUACAUUUGUAUGCAUGUACUAUAUUCAGCAUAAUUUGCACCCCAGCACUCAAAAAAUUACAUAAAAAGGGAAUGUAAAUACCUUAAAAAGAGUACCACACGAUCUUGGGCUGGUCUGGAAUCGGAUAGGGGAUAUAAGGGGCCCCUUUUCACAAAAGUCUUUAUUAAAUAAAGAGGUUGGAGUGGCUAUAUUCUGAGCAGGGAUGCUAUUUAUGAUGAAUAUAGUGCACAAUUAAAGCAUCAAAACUCAACACUGUGCAGAAAAGAAAAGUGUGGAUAUACAUGUGCAGUGUGUGUAAAUGUGUACUGUAAAUUGGGAUUGUACAUGUGUAGUGUGUGUAAAUGUGGACUGUACAUGUGCAGUGUGUGUAGAAUUAUAUUAAGCAUGCUUAAUGUGGAACGUUUGUAUAAUGAUUAUACUGAUUAUACACUGGUGGGGAUUAGGUGUUAAAUGUGUACAAGAAUCGUGUGUAUUAAUAGUUUUAAUUCAAUCAUGUGUACGUCAGUUUGCAUACGAUAUAGAAUUAUAAAACUUUUUGCAAUGUAAGUCUGAUAAUAUAUUUUAUGAAAACUUGCUUUCAGAUUUAGUGGUUGUAAAAGGAAUUCUAAAAAUAUUUUCCAGUGAUAUAAAUUAUAUAAUGUUUCAUGCUAAAUUUUAUCACUAGAACUGAAUUCAGAAAAUGUAAUGGCAGUAUGAAAACCAUAAAUCAUGGAAAGUAAAAUAUCAAAAAAUGUGACAUUUGUAUUAGUUUUAUGUUGUAUGAAUUGAAUGAGAGCCGUGUACACAUGUACUAUAUUUGUACCACAUGAUGUGUGUUGUGUACAUAUGUUGUUACACCUGAUCUGAGGGUGAAAUGAUAAAUAAAAGUAAAACAAAU
Molecule: messenger RNA, 3974 nt
Organism: Pecten maximus
Lineage: Eukaryota; Metazoa; Mollusca; Bivalvia; Pectinida; Pectinidae
Product: insulin-induced gene 2 protein-like
Exons: 6
Coding region: 205-828 (207 amino acids)
Biological process (GO): cholesterol biosynthetic process; SREBP signaling pathway; cellular response to insulin stimulus
Cellular component (GO): SREBP-SCAP-Insig complex; endoplasmic reticulum
Source: RefSeq, a predicted model, not a curated record